UCCGCGUUAUUAUAUGAAAUCUACACUGACUGAUGAUUAAAAGUUAGUCAUGAAUUAUACAGCCGAGGACCUUAACAAGGAGGUAACACAACACCUCCAUUUUAACACCGGACUUUUAUCUGUAUAUCUUUUUCUCGGACUUACAGGAAAUUCAUGUGUUUUAUACAUUUAUACCCGCAAAAUGAAAAAGACAGAGGAAAGAUACUUCAUUCCCAUGCUUGCUGUCUCCGACAUUUUUGCCUGCCUGGCUGGGAUCAUUCUUGGUAUCGUGUCGAAUUUCAACAGAGCUAAUUACCAACUUGAUACGUUUUGUAAGGUCGGAUAUUUCUUUACCUGGACUACGACUUCCGUUUCCGGAUUUCUUAUCCUCCUAAUCGCCUUAAAUCGUCACCUCAUGAUAUGCCGUCCCACGAGUCCGCAACUUACUGUUGUAAGGAAAAGAAGAGCUUUAAUUGUCAUGGUUUGCAUAGCCUUCGUGACGUCACUACCCAUGUUAUAUUUUCUGGGCGGACGGAACGUUCCGUACGUUUUUAAGGGACAAGCUCUAAACGCCACGCUUUGUACAUUGCGUUUUAGUGACGGAAUGAUGAACCAGUUACAAUAUGCUUAUUUCGGUUUUGAAAUUUUCCUAGCUCUGCUGAACAUGAUGGUCACCUGUGGGUUGUACAUCCCCGUAGGUGUGAGUAUAUAUCGCAGGUUCCGAAUAAUCCAACAAAAUUCAAAACAAAGAUCAAGUUCUACGGUCUUAUCAACAAUUUCUGGGAGUGUUGCAUCGCCGCCAACACAUCAAAGGCUGUGUGUAAAUGUACCCGAUAAUGAAACGUCCGUGAUGUCAGAGGCCUCUGUUGAUAUGAGUGAUAAUGAGAUUUCGACGAAAUGUGCAACGGGUGCUAAACCAUCAGAAACUGAAAUCAAACCCCGAGUAUCUUCCCUAAACCGAAGAAAGAAUACCAGACGGAAACAAGCCAGACACAACUUUACACUCAUGUUUGCUAUGAUUAUCAUAAUUUAUGUUCUAGCUUACGUGCCAACACUUAUAUUGGUUAUGCUGCCAGGAAGCAACCCCGCACAGUUCUGGUUUUCAAGGAGUGCAGUAGAGUUAAACGGCCUCGUAUUUCUCCAGAGAGCUUUCGUAUUGAAUAACAUUGUUAAUCCAUUCAUUUAUAGUUAUUUUGACUUGUCUUUCCGACGUGAACUUAUUAAUUUGUUGAUUUGUUGUAGAAAAGGACAGUUGCGUUCAACGUUUUGA
Messenger RNA from Ostrea edulis (European flat oyster), 1249 nucleotides. Its product is annotated as oxytocin receptor-like. Gene Ontology annotation, cellular component: membrane. Lineage: Eukaryota; Metazoa; Mollusca; Bivalvia; Ostreida; Ostreidae. The coding region runs from base 50 to 1249 and encodes 399 amino acids. Gene Ontology annotation, molecular function: G protein-coupled peptide receptor activity. Gene Ontology annotation, biological process: neuropeptide signaling pathway. The record is from RefSeq and is a predicted model, not a curated record. The transcript has a single exon.